Rhinocladiella mackenziei CBS 650.93 is the source of this 1251-nucleotide messenger RNA. RefSeq lists its product as uncharacterized. The coding region runs from base 1 to 1251 and encodes 416 amino acids. The record is from RefSeq and is a predicted model, not a curated record. Lineage: Eukaryota; Fungi; Ascomycota; Eurotiomycetes; Chaetothyriales; Herpotrichiellaceae. The transcript is spliced from 2 exons.
AUGGCUCCCUCUCAGGCGCCCAGUGCGCUCCUACUACACUCCUUGAGGUCUCUGGCUAUCGAAAAGCCACUGUCCAGGACUGCUACUCGGUCCUUCACGACGACUGUUUCAGCACGUGAGGAGGCACAAGUUCAGAAACCUUCUUUCUAUCGAAAUCCCGACCCAGCCACGGUCUACGUUCCCAGACUUGAGCGAAAGCUGAUGCGCGCUGGAAGACCUCCAAUUGGCUCACGAAGACGACGAGCGGCCCUUGCACAAUCCGCUGGCAUCCCUUUCGACCAAUUGCCCUAUCAGUGCUUCCAAGAAGCCCGCAAGAUUCUCAUUGCAGACAGAGCGGAGAAAUUGAAGAAAAUUGACACCGAAAGAGCUCGCAUUGCCCGGCUAAAAGAUGUUGACGCCAGCACUUUCCCGGGGGGUGAGAUGUACAAGCAGAAGAGAUUGGCCAGUAUGCAAGCAGAGCUCGAGCGACUCAAGAUCUUAGCCGACAUUAAUGAUCCGGACGUCAAGAGAAGGUUCGAGAAUGGUAGAGGGGAUAUGAAUAAACCGAUUUACAGAUAUCUGGCCGACCGAAAAUGGCGAGAGUAUCCUCGGAAGAUUCUCGUUCAACGUGUGACACAAAUGAAGGUGGUUCCUGACGUGAUUCCCAACGUUGAUCCCAUUGUCGAUGUCAAAAUUUCCUUUGGCAAAACGGCCAUCCCUCCUGGCGAAUUCGUGGAUUCGCGCAUCAGCGAAAAUCCUUGCCAGCUGACUCUACAAUCAUUCGAUCAAGGCGAGAAAAUGGUCACGGUGGCCAUUGUUGACCCAGAUGUACCAAACGUUGAAACGGACAGCUUUGACACCAGGUGCCACUUUCUAGCAUCAAACAUUACCAUUUCCGCAACCCAACCGUUUGUCGAUCUUGCAAAGCUAUCUCCAGAUUCCCAAGUCCUUCUACCAUGGCUGCCACCCCACGCACAGAAAGGAAGCCCGUACCAUCGACUGGCCAUCAUCGUUCUGCAACAGAGAAACAAUAUUCCCAUUGAUCUCGAGGUCGCCAUGAAGAAAGUUCAACGAGAGGGAUUCACAGUCCGCAGUUUCAUGAGUCGGCAUAUGUUGAGUCCCAUUACUGCGUCAUUGUUCCGAACCAAAUGGGAUGAUAGCAUGGCCGCUGUCAUGGAAAGAGCUGGGAUCGAGGGCGCCGACCUCGAAUUGAAGCGGAAGAAGGUUGAACCUCUACCGUACAAAAGACGCAAUCCGCCCAGUUUUAGAUAG